GUUAGUAUCCUGUCGGUGUUCUCUAUAAGUAAUUUCCAGCGCUACAAUUUCUUUUUGGUAUCCAUUUACUUUUAUUCAGCCUCGUCAACCCGUGUUAACUCCUCCGGAGACGAUUCUAUUUUGGCUAAUCUCCAGCCGUCGGAAGGAUAAUAUUCCGCCUUCAGUACUGUUGGAUCAUCUUCCUUCAUUUCAUCCUAUCCAAUCAUGAAUCCCGAAUAUGACUACUUAUUCAAACUUCUAUUAAUUGGAGAUUCUGGUGUAGGCAAGUCAUGUCUUCUCCUGAGAUUUGCUGAUGAUUCAUACUUGGACAGUUACAUCAGCACAAUUGGUGUUGACUUUAAAAUACGCACUGUGGAGCAAGAUGGGAAGACAAUCAAAUUGCAAAUUUGGGAUACUGCAGGACAAGAACGUUUCAGAACGAUAACUAGUAGCUACUACCGUGGUGCACACGGCAUCAUUAUAGUGUAUGAUGUAACCGACCAAGAAAGCUUCAAUAAUGUGAAGCAAUGGUUGAACGAAAUUGAUCGCUAUGCUAGUGAAAAUGUGAACAAGCUUCUGGUCGGAAAUAAGUGUGAUCUCGCUGAGAACCGAGCCGUGCCCUAUGAAACAGCUAAGGCUUUUGCAGAUGAAAUUGGCAUUCCAUUCAUGGAGACCAGUGCCAAAAAUGCUACCAAUGUUGAACAGGCAUUCAUGGCAAUGGUUGCUGACAUUAAGAAUAGAAUGGCAAGUCAGCCUGUAUCUAGCAAUGCAAGGCCAUCCACUGUGCAGAUUCGUGGACAACCUGUUGCCCAGAAGAGUGGCUGCUGCUCUUCGUAGUUGCCUGCCGUUGACAUGUGAAGAUAAAAUUCUCCCCAAUACUUCCAAAAGACGAAGUUUGUUAUCACCUAUUGAUCAAGUAAUCCAUGCUCGAUGUGCAUCUUAUGUAAGUUGCAUUCUUUCAAGUUCAUUGGAUUCGAAGUGGCCUGUACAAAUUAAAAACUGUUACUUAUUAGUAACAUUUGUUUGUUGUUUUGUUACUGUUCUAUACCUGGUCCUCUGGUACGUCGGACUUGGUCUUCAGAGUCGAGUUGCUUCCUGAUGUUUAGGCAACUGGUGUUGCAAAGGGAAGGAUUAUGUAAGAUGGUGAUUUGUGUGAGUUGAAAUUGUAAUAAAAUAGUUUGCCAAAGUGUUAAGUUCUGGUAGUAAUUUUAUCCAUAAAGCAUAUCGAAGAGAUUCUUUAAACA
This is a messenger RNA of Olea europaea var. sylvestris, 1223 nucleotides long. RefSeq names its product ras-related protein RABD2a. The coding region runs from base 205 to 816 and encodes 203 amino acids. Gene Ontology annotation, molecular function: GTP binding; GTPase activity. The transcript has 8 exons. The record is from RefSeq and is a predicted model, not a curated record. NCBI's taxonomy places the organism in Eukaryota, Viridiplantae, Streptophyta, Magnoliopsida, Lamiales, Oleaceae.